UGCACCCUUUUAAACUUGUCUUGUGUGCUUUGUAUUUUAUAGUUUGCUUGUUUGUUUUUUGUGUUUUUCCUAUCAGUCAGGUGAUAAAUAUCUUGAAAUAACCUUAUCAUAAAAUUGAGUUUUUCCAGCACUGUGAUUGGCUAAUCUACAUGAAAUACAUGCUGCAUUUUUUUAUUUUCUACCCAGAAACGAGUGCAAAAAGCUUUGAUUGGCUGAAAUAGCGUGCAAAAAACUUUUUUUCUUCCGGAUUAGUUUGCUGUUAAACAAAGAACUUUGUGAACCAUAACUGAUAUUGUACAAUUAUAUUAUGUACAAGUAUAUCAAAUACAAUGAUUUAUAAGUUAUCGCAUUUGCUCUUGAAAAAUAUUGAAAAAUAUUACCAGUGAUAUUGAAAGGGAGUAUUGUAAUUAUAUCACGCAUCCUAGAGAAACAACGAAAUUGUUAGAUUUGUAAUAACCAUCUGACUGGAAACUAUGAUUCCAAUAACCAGAUAUGGCACAGGAUAACUAGCUAGAUGGAUACGAUACAUUUUUCUUUGAAAGAUUAUGAACUGUUUUGGGGAGAAUAGAAAAUGAUUGUGUUGUGUUAGCCAAUAAUAAUUCUUCUAAAAACUGAGAUUUUUGUAAACUAAAUUCGUCAUCUUGCUGUGUUUUGAUUUGAAGCUACCUUUGCUAUUUCUUUAACAGUGUUCCCAAGUUAACUAAAUUGCAGUGGAAAGAAACAUGAAAGGAUAUAUGACGAUUCUUUCCUUUCCUGGAGAGGAGAUCUAGGAUCUGCGAAGGAUAAUUGAUACAUGCGCGGUAAAAACAUGUUUAAAAAGAGCGUUUUUUUUUUUUGCUUAACUAAAAUUUUUAUAUUUAUCUUUCCGACGCCAACAAAUACCUUAUAAGGAAUAGGAAAGAAGUCUUUAAAUGUAAUAUUAUAUAUCACUAAUCUUAUAUCCAGAUAUCGUUUUUCAUAGGAUGGGGUCAUGUAAUUCCUGUCACAACUGGUGGACGUUUAUUCGCCGUCAUGAUAUCAUGCAUCGGGAUUCCUUUGACAUUCAUUAUGAUUCUGUCAGCUUCACGCAUCAUUGCGAAGCAUGCUUUCGAUUUUGUAUGUGUUCUGCAACGAAAAAGGCAAACAGAUUAUGAACACACUAAAGUUUCAACGAUAGCGUAUUUGGCUUUCAUGGUUGGUUUGUUUCUAUUCUUUUAUUUAAUUGGUUCGGUGUUGAUAAUGAAGAUUGAUAAAUUCUCAUAUGGCGAUGCCCUUUAUUACAGCUUCAUAACUCUGUCAACAAUCGGCUUCGGUGAUUUUUACCAAGCCGAAAUGUUUGAAAGCGAUCACCUUGGAAAACAAGUGGGCAUGACGUUGUUUAUGUUUUUCUGGGUGUUGAUUGGCUUAUCAAUUACUGCAUCACUGGUUAUCGUCAUAGCAUCAGUAAUAAAACUACCGACUUUGUCAAAAUCGAAAGUUGAAAAAAAGCCCAACAAUGAAAAUUUAAUUCAAAAUGAUGAAGAUCAAUGUUAUAUUUGAACAAGAAAACUUACAAGAGUGAAUUAUUUUUUGUCGAAACUCUACUACAUUUUACUAUCAGCUCUAAUUUUGUCAAAGUGCGUACUCGCGAACAAGGAAACUCGUGAGCUAAGCGGACAUUUCAGCCAAAUAAAAACGUGCCUGACGGCAUUCCGGCAGCUUUCCAUUAACCUUUUUGGGGUUUGUUCGAGCUGUUCUUCAAAUUGUAUGAUAUGGUGCUAUUUGAUAAUGACUUUUGAUAAAGCUUAUUAUAAAUACCAAAUAUUUGAAUAUUCUUUUAACCUUAGAUGGUUUUAUUAUGUAGAUUUGUAUUGUUACAAAAACUUUCGCAUUUGUAAUUUGUCUGGUUUCAACACAUAAUUACAAGACA
Messenger RNA from Hydractinia symbiolongicarpus, 1888 nucleotides. Its product is annotated as potassium channel subfamily K member 9-like. The record is from RefSeq and is a predicted model, not a curated record. Bases 1012 to 1518 code for a protein of 168 amino acids. Gene Ontology annotation, biological process: potassium ion transmembrane transport; stabilization of membrane potential. Gene Ontology annotation, molecular function: potassium ion leak channel activity. Gene Ontology annotation, cellular component: membrane. The transcript has a single exon. NCBI's taxonomy places the organism in Eukaryota, Metazoa, Cnidaria, Hydrozoa, Anthoathecata, Hydractiniidae.